Sorex araneus (European shrew) is the source of this 6713-nucleotide messenger RNA. It is a transcript of the gene PIK3C2B, whose product is annotated as phosphatidylinositol-4-phosphate 3-kinase catalytic subunit type 2 beta. The transcript is spliced from 33 exons. Gene Ontology annotation, biological process: phosphatidylinositol 3-kinase/protein kinase B signal transduction; phosphatidylinositol-3-phosphate biosynthetic process; phosphatidylinositol-mediated signaling. Gene Ontology annotation, molecular function: phosphatidylinositol binding; 1-phosphatidylinositol-4-phosphate 3-kinase activity; 1-phosphatidylinositol-3-kinase activity. Gene Ontology annotation, cellular component: cytoplasm; plasma membrane; phosphatidylinositol 3-kinase complex. NCBI's taxonomy places the organism in Eukaryota, Metazoa, Chordata, Mammalia, Eulipotyphla, Soricidae. The record is from RefSeq and is a predicted model, not a curated record. Bases 228 to 5087 code for a protein of 1619 amino acids.
GCCCACACAGGGCAGCGGCCCGGGAGCAGGCGGUGCGCGGCCGGCCGAGCCGCGCGGGGCCCGAUCGCGGGCGCUGCGGCGCUGAGCCGCCCACGUCACCGAGCCCACGGGCCGUCGGGGCCGGCCCGAGAGUCCGCCGCGAGCACAGGUGCCCGGACACCAUGCCCCCACCUACAGGCCUGACAUCGGCAUGAAGUAGACGACGGGGGUCUCGGCCGCCUGCCAGCAUGUCUUCCACGCAGGGCCGUGGGGAGCAAUGGGACUCCCUGGAGUCAGUGGGCCUCAGCCGCAAAGAGCUGGCCAUGGCCGAAGCCCUGCAGAUGGAGUACGAUGCUCUGUCCCGGCUGCGGCAUGACAAGGAGGAGAGCAGAGCCAAGCAGAACGCGGACCCGCCGCUCAUCAGCUGGGAUGAGCCAGCGCUGGGCUUCUACAGCAAACCCGCCGAGAGGCGCCAGGACCUCAAGCUCCUCCGCGGUCUGUCUGGCUCCGAUCCCACCCUCAAUUACAACUCGCUCUCCCCGCAGGAAGCGCCGCCUGCCCACCCCAGCUCCCAGGGCUCCCGGCCUGGCCCCGAUCCCUGGCCCAAGGGCUCCCUGCCUGGCGACUAUCUCUAUAUCUUCGAUGGCUGUGACGGGGGCCUCUCUUCAUCCCCAGGAACGGGGGAUGAUGAUGACGACGACGCUUCGAAAAAACUGUCGCCCCCUCCUCUGCCUCCCAGGAAGGGGUCCCCCUCCUCGUCCUCCAAGAUCUCCCGGGGGCCCAAUGACAUCAACACUUUUUCGUCAGCUGAACAACCUCCUGGCAAAUUGCUAGGGCACCAGAUCCUCAAAGAGGAGGAGGCGCCCGGAGGUGGGCACCCAGGGCACCUCCUGGGGCCUGUGGACUAUGAUGGCAUCAACUGUGCCAUCACCCGUCUCAACCUGAAGUCCACCUAUGACACGGAGUUGCUGCGAGACGCCAGCCGGGGCUGGAAGGACUCCGGCAAGGACACACCUGGGAAGCCCGUGGCCCGGAGCAAGACCAUGCCCCCUCAGGUGCCCCCACGCACCUACCCCUCACGCUAUGCCAACCGGAAAAAUGUCACUUCCGGCAAGAACCAUCGGAUUUCUGCUGCUCCGGUGGGUUCUCGGCCCCAUGCCGUCACCAAUGGCCACGAGUUGUUUGAGGUCUCAGAGGAGAGAGAUGAGGAAGUUGCUGCAUUUUGCCACAUGCUGGACAUCUUGCGCUCAGGCUCUGACAUCCGCGACUACUCGCUCACCGGCUACGUCUGGAGCGCCGUCACCCCGAGCCCCGAGCACCUGGGCGACGAGGUCAACCUGAAGGUGACCGUCCUGUGUGACAGCCUGCGGGAGCCGCUCACGUUCACCUGCAACUGUUCCUCCACGGUCGACCUGCUCAUCUACCAGACCCUGUGUUACACCCACGACGAGCUUCGGGGUGUGGAUGUGGCGGACUUCGUGCUGAAGCCCUGCGGGCUGGAGGAGUUCCUGCAGAACAAGCACGCACUCGGCAGCCACGAGUACAUUCAGCACUGCCGCAAGUUUGACAACGACAUCCGGCUGCAGCUGAUGACGCGGGGAGCCGUCCGCAGUGACCUGGCACGCACGGUGAACGAUGACCAGGGCCCCUCCACCUUGAACUACCUCGUCCAUCUGCAGGAGAGGCCGGUCAAGCAGACCAUCAGCAGGCAGGCCCUGAGUCUACUGUUCGAUACGUACCACAACGAAGUGGACGCUUUCCUGCUGGCAGACGGGGACUUCCCGCUGAAGGCAGACCGGGUGGUCCAGUCAGUCAAGGCCAUCUGCAACGCCCUCGCCGCCGUGGAAACGCCUGACAUCACCAGCGCCCUCAACCAGCUGCCCCCCUGCCCCUCGCGCAUGCAGCCUAAGAUCCAGAAGGAUCCCACCGUCUUGGCUGUGAGGGAGAAUCGAGAGAAGGUGGUGGAGGGGCUCACGGCCGCCAUCCUGGACCUGGUGGAGCUGUACUGCCACACGUUCGACGCGGACUUCCAGCCAGCGGCCCAUGGGAGCCGAGCUCACCAGCUGGUGCAGGACGCCUGCCACUUCUCGGGGCUGCUGUGCUUCACCGUCUACGCCACGCACCGCAUCCCCAUCACCUGGGUGACCAGCUAUGAAGAUUUCUACCUCUCCUGCUCGCUCAGCCACGGCGGCAAGCUGCUGUGCAGCCCCCAGCAGACCCAGAAGACUUGCUUCUCCAAGUACCUCUUCCACCUCAUCGUGUGGGACCAGCAGCUCUGCUUCCCCGUGCAGGUGAACCAGCUGCCCCGGGAGACCCUGCUUUGUGCCACCCUCUAUGCCCUGCCCGUGCCCCCACCAGGCAGCUCCUCCGAAGCCACCAAGCAGCGGCGCGUCCCCGAGGUCCUGGGCUGGGUCACCGCUCCGCUGUUCAACUUUAGGCAAGUCCUGACCUGCGGCCGGAAGCUUCUGGGCUUAUGGCCAGCCACGCAGGAGAACCCCAGUGCCCGCUGGACUGCACCCAACUUCCACCAGCCGGACAGCGUCAUCUUACAGAUUGACUUCCCCACGUCAGCCUUCGAUGUCAAGUUCGCCAGCCCCUCCAGAGACAGCUUCAGCCCCUGCUAUGAGUUCGCCAGCCUCGGGGAGGAGGACCAGCGCAAGCUCAAGAGCAUCAUGCAGAAGGAGUCCCUGUACUGGCUCACUGACGCUGACAAGAAGCGCCUGUGGGAGAAGCGCUAUUACUGCCACGCCGAGGUGAGCUCGCUGCCGCUGGUGCUCGCCAGCGCCCCCAGCUGGGAGUGGGCGUGCCUGCCGGAAAUCUACGCGCUCCUGAAGCAGUGGGCCCACAUGAACCACCAGGACGCGCUGGGGCUGCUGCAUGCCACCUUCCCUGACCAGGAGGUGCGCCGCAUGGCCGUGCAGUGGAUCGGCUCGCUGUCGGACGCCGAGCUGCUCGACUACCUGCCACAGCUCGUGCAGGCCCUGAAGUACGAGUGCUACCUGGACAGCCCCUUGGUACGCUUCCUCCUCAAACGAGCCAUCUCGGACCUGCGGGUCACGCACUACUUCUUCUGGCUGCUGAAAGACGGCCUGAAGGACUCGCAGUUCAGCAUCCGCUACCAGUACCUGCUGGCCGCCCUCCUGUGCUGCUGUGGCAAGGGGCUGCGGGAGGAGUUCAACCGCCAGAGCUGGCUGGUCAACACCCUGGCCAAGCUGGCCCAGCAGGUCCGGGAUGCCGCCCCGUCCGCACGGCCGAGCACCCUGCGCACGGGCCUGGAGGAGCUGAAGCAGUUCUUCGCCCUCAAUGGCUCCUGCCGCUUGCCCCUCAGCCCCAGCCUGCUGGUCAAGGGCAUCGUGCCCAGGGACUGCUCCUACUUCAACUCCAAUGCGGUUCCGCUCAAGCUCGCCUUCCAGAACGUGGACCCGCUGGGCGAGCACAUCCGGGUCAUCUUCAAGUGUGGGGACGACCUUCGCCAGGACAUGCUGACCCUGCAGAUGAUCCGCAUCAUGAGCAAGAUCUGGGUGCAGGAGGGGCUGGACAUGCGCAUGGUCAUCUUCCGCUGUUUCUCCACCGGCAGGGGGCGAGGGAUGGUGGAGAUGAUCCCCAACGCGGAGACCCUGCGCAAAAUCCAGGUGGAGCACGGGGUGACCGGCUCCUUCAAGGACCGCCCCCUGGCCGACUGGCUGCAGAAACACAACCCUGGGGAGGAUGAGUACGAGAAGGCCGUGGAGAACUUCAUCUACUCGUGUGCCGGCUGCUGUGUGGCCACUUAUGUCUUGGGCAUCUGUGACCGACACAACGACAACAUCAUGCUGAAAACAACCGGCCACAUGUUCCACAUCGAUUUUGGCCGCUUCCUGGGCCAUGCCCAGAUGUUUGGCAACAUCAAGCGGGACCGUGCCCCCUUUGUCUUCACCUCGGACAUGGCGUAUGUCAUCAAUGGGGGUGACAAGCCUUCCAGCCGUUUCCAUGACUUCGUUGACCUUUGCUGCCAAGCCUACAACCUCAUCCGCAAGCACACCCACCUGUUCCUCAACCUGCUGGGCCUGAUGCUGUCCUGUGGCAUCCCCGAGCUCUCCGAUCUGGACGACCUCAAGUACGUGUACGAUGCCUUGAGACCUCAGGAUACGGAGGCCAAUGCCACCACCUACUUCACUAGGUUGAUCGAGUCCAGCCUGGGCAGCGUGGCCACAAAGCUCAACUUUUUCAUCCAUAACCUGGCCCAGAUGAAGUUCACAGGCUCCGACGACCGGCUCACCCUUUCCUUCGCCCCCCGGACAUACACCCUCAAGAGCUCCGGCCGCCUCACCAAUGUCUUUCUCUGCCGCCACGAGAAGAUCUUCCACCCCAACAAGGGCUACAUCUACGUGGUGAAGGUGAUGCGAGAGAACGCUCACGAGGCCACGUACAUCCAGCGCACGUUUGAGGAGUUCCAGGAGCUGCACAACAAGCUGCGGCUGCUCUUCCCUUCUUCCCUCCUGCCCAGCUUCCCCAGUCGCUUCGUGAUUGGCCGCUCCCGGGGAGAGGCAGUGGCCGAGCGGCGGAGGGAGGAGUUAAACGGCUACAUCUGGCACCUGAUCCACGCCGCCCCGGAGGUGGCCGAGUGUGACCUGGUGUACACCUUCUUCCACACCCUGCCGCGAGAUGACAAGGCCGCAGGCACCAGCCCCGCUCCCAAGUCCUCAGAUGGCAUGUGGGCCCGUCCUGUUGGGAAGGUGGGAGGGGAGGUGAAGCUGUCCAUCUCCUACAAAAACAACAAGCUCUUCAUCAUGGUGAUGCACAUCCGGGACCUGCAACCGCUCCAGGACGGGAAUGACCCUGACCCCUAUGUGAAGAUUUACCUCCUUCCGGACCCUCAGAAAACCACCAAGAAGAAAACCAAGGUGGCCCGGAAGACCUGCAACCCCACCUACAAUGAGAUGCUGGUGUACGACGGAAUCCCGCAGGGCGACCUGCAGCAGCGGGAGCUGCAGCUGAGCGUGCUGAGCGAGCAAGGGUUCUGGGAGAACAUCCUCCUCGGCGAGGUGCGCAUCCGGCUGCGCGAGCUCGACCUGGCCCAGAAGACCGGCUGGUUCGCGCUGGGGUCUCGCAGUCAUGAGACCCCGUGAGCCCCCGACAGCCCUGGCCUGGGCAUCCAGGCUGGUGGUGGAGCUGGGGGAGUGGCCGCGCCCUGCAGGGCCGUCCUGCCCUGCUUGAAGGGCCAGGGCCCUGCCGCCGCCAGAGGAAGGGGGGGUCUUCGGCGUGGGACGGCCAGCGAGAGGCGGUCUCCGCUGUCACCGCCACAACACGGAACCUGGGUUGGCUGCGAUGAGCAGCCACAAGGGAGGCUGUGAGGUCGCAGCGACGUUUUAAGUUUACCUUGUGUCAAGGGGGCAGCCUCUGGUUUGGGGUGUGAGGGGGGAGGGCGGUAUGGAGUAGCAGGCAGCGGGCGGGGAGGGAGGGGGACACAUCUUUAUUUUUAUUUUUAAAAAAUGAAAUAGUCGUGUUGUCCUCACUGUUCAGGACGCCUCGUGAGCGGGGACUAAUUAUGCCCCCGAAGGCAGGAGCGGGAGGCUGGGGGCUGGGGGAUCAGGGUUCCGACCGGUCUUCCCCGUGGGCCCGGGGCCUGUGUGGUUCGGGUUGGGUUUUUCUAUCUGUGGGAAAUGUGGGAGAGAGGCCCGGUGGGUUCUCGCUUGGACACCCCCCCUCGAAGGGCAGGGGGAGCGUGGGAGGAUGCGCAGUGCCGGCGGGGGGGCACCGUGGAUUUUGCCUCCAAAGGAGAGCGACGUGUGUGAGGAAGGGCCCCGCCUGGCUCCUCGGAGACCCCCGUUUCUGGACGGGACCCUCGGCGGGCGUGUUCUUCUGUCUUCUGCUUCGCUGGCUUCUCCCCGCCGUUCAGCCAGCCCUACCAGGCCCCGCGAAGACCUCACGGGGCCUCCCUUAUCUCUGCCUCCUCCCCCGAGCCUCCCUUUCACUCAAGGGCAUCUCGAGGCCUUGCGACGGGCCUUGAGUGAGUGGCUGAAGCCAGUGUGGCCGCCAGCUGGGCAAUUCCUGCGGUGCCCACACUCCUUUUGUGCUGCUGUCUCCCCGACUCCCUCUCCGUCCCACUUUCGAGAAAGCAGCUCCCCCUUUCCAUGGGGCCAGAAACCUCGUCAGUCCGGAGCCAAAGGGAGGCCCUGCCAGGAAGGGGAGGACACGUGUGGGAGUCGAGCCCUUUUCCGGGGGUUUCCUUUGGCCUCGAGGACGCUGGAUGGGAGCCACCUGUGACCCCACCCCCACCCCGGAGCUGAGCUGGGAGGGUGAGACUCGUCUUCAUACGCUUCAUUCCCAACUGGGUGCAUCUGCAGUGCCCGUCACUCCAAAGUGGUCUUCUCUGAAAAGUGAGGAAGAGACUUGGGAUUUGACACGAGUGUGUAAACCAGACCCGGCGGGUGGUGAAAGCGGACGACUCAGAACCAGCCACCCUCACCUGGCGUGGCGCCCUCGCCAGCUCAGCGGGUCCCACUUCCGCCGCCGACUCAUUCCAUAGCUGGAGAAAAGAAAAAAUAGUUUCCUCCAGAGUGAAAGCCCCCGCUGACUGCUGACGAACGGACCAGGGAUGGGCUCUGGGUUUGUUUUUUUUUUUUGCCUGGGGCUCACUUUAUCCUGCCCCUCUGCGUGCCCAGUCAAAAUCCAUGUACUGCACCUACUCCCAUACCCUCCGUCUCCUACUUUCUCUGGAAUUGUAUUUUCUAAUAAAUGACAUUUGAGAAAGA